AUGGAUGUCAAGGAAAUCAAGUCCACCGUCUCCAAUUUAGAGAAAAGCUCGGACGAGGCCACCAUCUUGAAGCUUUUGAACAUUCUUAACGAUGGAGUUCAACCGUCUGAAAAACUCUUGAGAGAAACAAAGGUAGGAGUGGCAGUCAACAAAUACCGGUCGAGCUCCAAUUCGGAAAUCAGCAAUUUGGUGAAGAAGAUGAUCAAGAAAUGGAAGGAGAUUGUUCAAAGCGAGAAAUCUGCCAAAAAGACAAAGGAGGCUGCGCCUCCAAGACCUGCUCCAGGGUCAACCACCAGCAAAUUCCAUGGAGGUCCUAGAAACCCUAAGACUGAUGGUGUCAACACAACCCUUUACGACAACGCCACCAGAAAUGCCUCCAUCAGUGCAUUAUACACUGCUUUGGCCAUCGAGCGUGAUGAUGACAGUAAGGCCAUCUUGCGUGUGGCUACAGACAUCGAGAGCGAAGUGUAUAAGGCCGAAUAUUCUGCCGUCACUGAUAGCUACAGAAACAAGUUGAGAACGUUCACCAUGAACUUGAGAAAUAAGAAGAACCCAGAUUUGCGUGCACGGUUAUUGGACGGCCAGAUCUCUCCCUCCGCAUUUAUCAAGAUGAGCCCCAACGAUAUGGCUCCGGAUGCAUUGAAGAAGGAGAUUGAGAAGUUGAACAAGCAAAAUCUUUUCGAUGCACAGGGUGCCACAGAAAAGAGAGCAGUGACUGACCGAUUCACUUGCGGCAAAUGUAAGCACAAGAAGGUCAGUUACUACCAAAUGCAAACUAGGUCUGCGGAUGAACCGUUGACCACGUUUUGUACUUGUGAAAACUGUGGUAACAGAUGGAAGUUUUCCUAG
This is a messenger RNA of Sungouiella intermedia, 849 nucleotides long. NCBI's taxonomy places the organism in Eukaryota, Fungi, Ascomycota, Pichiomycetes, Serinales, Metschnikowiaceae. The record is from the annotation of a GenBank genome assembly.